CCUCCGUCUCCAAGAGCACAGAACCAAAGCCUCACUUCCCUCACCACCUCAGCUAUAGCUCACUAGUCCAUCGAGAGAGAACUAGUUAGCUGGCUAGCGUCAUGGCCGCGGCGGCGUGGGUGAUGGUGGUGGCGGUGGCGGUGGCGGUGGCUGUGUCGUCGUCGCCGGCGACGUGCGCGGAUGAUCAGGAGCAGCAGGCGCUGGUGCCGGGGGUGAUGAUCUUCGGCGACUCGGUGGUGGACGCCGGGAACAACAACCGGCUGCCGACGCUGGUGCGCGCCGACUUCCCGCCCUACGGCCGCGACUUCCCGGCCACCCACGCCCCCACCGGCCGCUUCUGCAACGGCAAGCUCGCCACCGACUACACCGUCGACAGCCUCGGCCUCGCCGCCUACCCGCCGGCGUACCUCGGCCAGGAGGCGCGGAGCGACAACCGGACCCUCCUCCACGGCGCCAACUUCGCCUCCGGCGCCUCCGGCUACCUCGACGCCACCGCCGCCCUCUACGGCGCGAUCUCGCUGAGCCGGCAGCUGGACUACUUCAGGGAGUACAAGGCGAAGGUGGCGGCGGUGGCCGGCAGGAAGAAGGCGGCGGCGCUGACGUCGGAGUCGAUCUACGUGGUGAGCGCCGGCACCAGCGACUACGUGCAGAACUACUACGUGAACCCGGUGCUGGCCGCCACCUACACCUCCGACCAGUUCGCCGACGUCCUCAUGCAGCCCUACACCACCUUCAUCGAGGGGCUGUACGGGCAAGGGGCGAGGCGGAUCGGCGUGACGUCGUUGCCGCCGAUGGGCUGCCUCCCGGCGUCCGUCACGCUGUUCGGCGGCGGCGGCGGGUGCGUGGAGCGGCUCAACAACGACUCGAGGAUCUUCAACACGAAGCUGGAGGCCGCCUCCGACGCCAUCAGGAGGCAGCACUCCGACCUCAAGCUCCUCGUCUUCGACAUCUACAACCCGCUCUCCGACCUUGUCAGCAACCCCACAAGCGCCGGGUUCUUCGAGUCGAGGAGGGCGUGCUGCGGGACGGGGACGAUCGAGACGUCGGUGCUGUGCCACCAGGGGGCGCCGGGGACGUGCGCCAACGCGACGGGCUACGUCUUCUGGGACGGCUUCCACCCCACGGACGCCGCCAACAAGGUGCUCGCCGACGCGCUCCUCCUCCAGGGCCUCCAGCUCAUCUCCUGAUCACCACCGUCUAUCCACAGUUGUGAUGGAUCCAUCCGUCCCUCCGGCCGUUUGCUUGCAGAGAAUGAAUGAGACAUGCAUGGCAGCUCUAGUUUUCUCGAUUGUGAACUACUAGUACCUACCUUUAAUUGUGAACUUGUCGCCCUGUCGUCUCCUGCUUAGCUGGCUGCUGUGCUGCCGUCUGUUUAGCUGUUUUGUGAUCUCUAUCGUGCAUGGGUUUAGUUAUUUUUUUGUGUGUAGUAUGAACUGCUUCUUCGGUGUGAUGUUUUAUUAAUGUACAUGCGCUGGUUUAUAUCGCUAGCACGUAUUGGAUGAUGUUUUUGCUACCUGUG
This is a messenger RNA of Oryza brachyantha (malo sina), 1519 nucleotides long. Its product is annotated as GDSL esterase/lipase At5g03810. The transcript is spliced from 4 exons. Gene Ontology annotation, biological process: lipid metabolic process. The record is from RefSeq and is a predicted model, not a curated record. Bases 102 to 1187 code for a protein of 361 amino acids. Gene Ontology annotation, molecular function: lipase activity. NCBI's taxonomy places the organism in Eukaryota, Viridiplantae, Streptophyta, Magnoliopsida, Poales, Poaceae.